CCAAUGGUCAACUUUACCUUUUCUUGAAUGGCAUUUAUCCCAUAGCGCACUAUAGCUUACCCGACGGUACUAUCAUACAAGAUAUUUGCAUUAAACGCGAUGCAUCCAUUCUACAGUUAUUCUCCACAAGCACCGAUAUACCACCAACCCAUCCAUACCAAAUUCACAAGCUCGACACACAAUACCUCAGAAAGAGAAAGGACGAGAUUUUGAAUAUAGCAGACGUGCAACUUCAACUCAACUAUCUUUUAGAAUACAUCAGAGCCAACGUGGAUGUACUGAAAAAACAUCAUGAUCAUUACGCCCAUUUAACAAGGAAAAUGGCUGAAGAAGUGAGUGAUUGUAUUACAAACGUAGAAGAGAGUGCGAUGGCCAUGCCUUCGGUGGAAUUUAUUGGCGCCUUGGCUACGGGUAUGGUGACCGAACCUUUGCAUCACUUUUUUACUGAAAUUCUCAACAUUAGGGGUAUUAAACAAUGGGAAGACGAUAUGAAUUAUGGGCAUGUCAAUUCAUUAAUUGUGGCCUCGCAGUACAUUUUACCGGCGUGUGAUCGAAUGCUGAUAGAAUUGAGUAAAUUAUACGGUUAUAGUUCAUGGACGCAGCGUUACGGAGAUCUCUUGAAUGAGAAAGAAGUGAAUAACUGCAUAACAUAUGUUCGAGAUCUCAUCAGUGUCAUGUAUCGUUUUAUACGUUCUCUGCAAAACGUCAUGAAGAUCUUUGCAGCCUUUAUCUCUUGGGUUUCUGUAGUUUGGGAAAAAGUGGUAACGUCGGAGUCAGAGUCUUCAAAAAUUGAUUAUAUUUGUGAUGAACCAGAACUCGUAUUGCAAUACUUACAGACGAGCUUUACAGAGGAUCCAUUCAAACACUAUUUUGCGUCCACCCCAGAUACAUCAAACACGAAUCUUGUUCAACUUGUAAACAAGUUAACCAACGGUUGUCAUGACAUGCUGUCCAAACCCUCGACAACCAUAUCCACGAAAAUUAGACACUUGUCUACACUUUCAUUGCUUGGAUUGCCUUUGACCGACACCUUUUCACUCGCUUCUCAUCUAUCUCAGGACAAUAUUAUUUAUUACGCCAUGUCAACACAGAUACCAACGUCUCAAGUGAUCUUGUUACGAAAUCAUAUCAGAAAAAAGAGGAUAGAGUACGCUUGUUUCGCUGUCGAUGGUCUAUUGACAGAUGCUCAAUUUUUUGAUAAACAUGAAUUGGGUGUGGUAGUAGAAAUAGAUCAAGAGAACUCUUGUUUGCAAUCGUAUUCACUCGAGCGUCUACCAUACGAUGUAUUUGGCCAGCAUGAGAUUGUUUCCAGGACGGUAGAGGUAAAGCAUCGCUCGCUAUGUUUAAAAAAAAAGGUAAUAGAUAGGUUCCUGACAUUUUUCCAUUCCCCAGCCUUUUCGAAGUCAACAACUUGUAAAAAUGAUCAAGGUCAAGAUGGGUUGCAACGGUUUACCGCGUAGACGGCUUGUAUGUCUGGCACCUUUGAAUAGGCUGCUACAGAUACGCUCCAUGGAUGCUGAAGAAAAUGAGCAAGAACAAGAGGAGGGUGACUAACCCUUUCAAGACAAUUUAUAUAAAAGUCUCAAGUAGGUUAUGAUGAAAGGAAAUAAACAAAAUACAGGAUGCUUUUUUUUUUUUUCUGUUUUAAAAAAUAUGUAUAAGCGUGAGGGGGUGGGGAGGGAGAACGCAAACACACACACACA
This is a messenger RNA of Mycotypha africana, 1703 nucleotides long. Its product is annotated as anaphase-promoting complex, cyclosome, subunit 4-domain-containing protein. The record is from RefSeq and is a predicted model, not a curated record. Gene Ontology annotation, biological process: positive regulation of mitotic metaphase/anaphase transition; anaphase-promoting complex-dependent catabolic process; protein K11-linked ubiquitination. NCBI's taxonomy places the organism in Eukaryota, Fungi, Mucoromycota, Mucoromycetes, Mucorales, Mycotyphaceae. Bases 321 to 1460 code for a protein of 379 amino acids. Gene Ontology annotation, cellular component: anaphase-promoting complex; nuclear periphery. The transcript is spliced from 10 exons.